Aureobasidium melanogenum CBS 110374 is the source of this 1116-nucleotide messenger RNA. Its product is annotated as DUF887-domain-containing protein. Gene Ontology annotation, cellular component: membrane; endoplasmic reticulum. The record is from RefSeq and is a predicted model, not a curated record. The transcript has 2 exons. Gene Ontology annotation, biological process: lipid homeostasis. NCBI's taxonomy places the organism in Eukaryota, Fungi, Ascomycota, Dothideomycetes, Dothideales, Saccotheciaceae. Bases 1 to 1116 code for a protein of 371 amino acids.
AUGCGCGACCCAUUCCCUUUCCCAGCGCCGCAGUGGCUCGCCGAGGCGACACGUCCACUGGCGGACAAGCUGUCGCUACCCACGCUGCCUAUGCACAUCCACGAGGUCCUACUCGCCGUUGUCCUCUACCAGACCAUCAACGCCGUCAUCGCGCCUGCCCUGUCCCGCCGCUUCUUCCCUCAGGUCUACAGCUCAUUCAACCGACGCACCCGCAUCAACUGGGAUGUGCACAUCGUCUCGAUGGUCCAGAGCUUGCUCGUCAACACGACUGCUCUUUGGAUCAUGUUCUACGACAAGGAGCGCAGCAACAUGAACUGGGCCGGCAAGAUCUGGGGCUAUGAUGGUGCUCUGGGCUUUCUCCAGAGUCUGGCUGGUGGCUACUUUAUUUGGGAUCUCUUCAUCUGUACAUACCACAUCGCUAUCUUCGGUCCCGGCAUGCUUGCACACGCCAUCUCAGCUUGCACCGUCUUCUUCUUUGGUUUCCGUCCCUUCCUCAACUACUAUGGCCCCGUCUUCAUCCUCUACGAACUCUCGUCUCCCGCCCUCAACAUGCACUGGUUCAUGGACAAGCUGAACAUGACAGGCAGCAUCUAUCAGUUAAUCAACGGAAUCAUUCUUAUCACAACUUUCUUCUUCUGUCGCCUUAUCUGGGGCUCCAUCAACUCAGUCCUUGUCUUCAAAGAUGUCUAUACUGCCAUGCAGAACGGUGGUGUUGUUGGCCUUGAUGAAAACCUCGGCCUCAAGUACGGUCUCGACCAGUCCAUGUCCGCUGUUACUCCUCAGAGCCAGCCCUACACUGGCUCAGAAGACAUCAUGCGCUUUGCCGGCUCUCGUACCAUCCCUGCUUGGCUCGCUCUCAGUUAUCUGGCUUCCAACGUUGUGCUUAACGUGCUCAACUUUUACUGGUUUGCCAAAAUGAUCGAGGCUCUUCGCAAGCGUUUCGACCCACCUUUUGGCACAAAGCGCCCAGAGAAGAAAGAGAAGGCUGCCGAGGAAAAGACACAAGAGCCCGAGAUUGAAAUCCAACGUGGUCUGUACGCCGAUGGCAGAAAGACGAUUGAGAUUACUGGUACUCAGAGUACCCCUCCGUCGGUCAGAUCCAGACGUAGAGGUUAG